CUAUUCGUUAGCGUUAUUUCGUUUUUUUUUUACCCUCGCUUAACCAUAGGGAUAUGUUCUAUUUAAAUAAAAACCUGUCAUAACUGAAAUGCGCACAAUUUUAUUAAUUAGCAUACUCCUUUUAUUCCCAUGCCUUCCUAUCCUUCUUCAUCGCACUACGUUUGCCAGUGAAUCAUCACAUGCUGCAGAAAAACAUUUGCUCGCUUUUUUUGGGUCCGGGGGCCAUACGGCUGAAAUGAUGAGCUUAUUAAACGCAUUGAACAGUACGUUGUACCCUGUUCGAACAUAUGUUACUGGAAGAGAUGACAAAAUGAGUCAGAAAAAGGCUAAGGUUUUGAUGUCUCAGCAAGCAGAUUUGAGAACGCAGCUUCUUUCUGUGCCAAGGGCUCGAUAUGUGAAGCAAUCAUGGUUGACAACACCUUUUACUGCUUUUAUUUCACUUUUUGGAGCUCUUAGAGUAAUUUUCAUGAACGAAUUCGGCACACCAGACGUCCUUUUAUGCAAUGGUCCGGGAACUUGUGUACUCAUAUGCUUUUCAGCAAUGCUAGCGCGGCUUUUGGGUAAACCUAUUAAAAUAGUUUACGUUGAAUCAUUUGCCAGAGUACGCAGUCUUUCACUCUCAGGCAAAAUCUUGAUGCCAUUUGUUGACCGCUUUCUGGUUCAAUUUCCCGAACUUGUGGAAAAAUACAAAAAGGCCGAGUACAUUGGCAUUGUCGCAUAAUGGCGACCAACCUUGUUACUUAUUCAAUGAACAUUUCUUUGCUACCGAAUCAUUGCUAAAUCACCCAAUUUACAAAAACACACUCCUCUUACACAACUGACUUAAAGUCGUUCAUUUCUUAAAUCACAUACACUCGAUAAAAGCGAUUGCAAGGAGGUAAGUCUUUGCGAUUGAACCAUCAUUUCACGCUGGUUUGUUGCAUCCAAGACAAUCGCCUUCGCUUGCAAAAUCCAUGUCUCAUUUAAGGGAUGAAACGGAGGCUGUAUGAUGUGCGGCUGCGAAGGCAAUAAUGUUUGAAACAUCAGUACUUUGCAUGUGUCAUACGUGAACUCCAGGCCCUGUACAAUGUACUCAUGAGAGAAUCUAAACAGAUUGGUUGUUAGGCAAUCGUUUCUAAGCUAUGCGGUGCAACAUACUCAUAACCCAUUUUUUGCACAAACUCUAAUACAGGUCCAUCUGUGAACUUGGCUUCGUUCACGGGCCGGAUGCCACAUUUAUUUUGUCGUUUCGGUUCAGAGGCACCUUCUAGGCGCAAUUUCCUAUACAAAUAUUUGAAUUAGCUUUCUUCUCAUAACCACAUAAUUCAUUUUGGUGUUCGUUGUUCACUACGAAUUGAAUGCAACCAACACACACCAAAAAAUAAGA
This is a messenger RNA of Schizosaccharomyces japonicus yFS275, 1366 nucleotides long. Its product is annotated as UDP-GlcNAc transferase associated protein Alg14. Gene Ontology annotation, cellular component: nuclear membrane; endoplasmic reticulum membrane. The record is from RefSeq and is a predicted model, not a curated record. Gene Ontology annotation, biological process: dolichol-linked oligosaccharide biosynthetic process. The coding region runs from base 89 to 721 and encodes 210 amino acids. Lineage: Eukaryota; Fungi; Ascomycota; Schizosaccharomycetes; Schizosaccharomycetales; Schizosaccharomycetaceae. The transcript has 2 exons.